GAAAGUCUUUGUAUUUUCCUUUUAUCAAUUCAUACUUGAUGAUGGAUAAUCAAAAGUAUAUUCAAGAAUUUGAUAGAUCGUGGGAAAUUAAUUAUUUUUUUAUUUAUAUUUUCAAUCGUACGAUUUGUUUACUUUGUGGUUUCGAGCCUUCAAUAAUAAAAAAGUUUGUAAUAGAUAGACAUUUCAGACGUUGUCACUCGGUACAAUACUCCAAUUAUUCAGAUACAGAAAAAUUGAAUAUCAUCGAAGCGUUAAAAUUAGUUUAUCAGGACAAUGUAGUAUCUUCUCCUCCUGAAAAUUCUUCUGAAAAACCUCUAUUAGCUUCUUAUGCUAUUUCCUUACUUAUAGGACAAAAUUCAAAACCAUUUACUGACGGUACUUUCAUAAAAAACUGUAUCAUCGAAGCAGUAAAAUCUUUCGGUAAUUCAUUAACAAUCGAUGAAGCAAUGAGCAUUCCGCUCAGUGCAAAGACUAUAACGUCAAGAAUUACUGACAUCAGUAAUUCUAUACAGGAAAAGUUGAAAAAUCUUUUAAUAUCGUGUACGUAUUUUUCUUUAUACAUUAAUGAGAGCACCGACAUUCGGCACAUAAGUCAAUUGAGUAUUUUUAUUCGAAUCGUUCAAAACGAUUUCUCAUGUGUCGAGGAGCUUUUAGAUUUCGUCCCGUUACAUGGCACAACAACGGGUCUGGAUAUUUUUUUAGCUGUCGAAGGAGCGCUUAAAAAAUUUGACAUUGAUCUUAGUAAAUGUUCUUCGAUUACAACUGAUGGCGCAAAAGCUAUGAUAGGUUCAAAAAUAGGAUUUGCCGGCCAAUUAAAGCAGCGAAACUUUAAUAUUCCCGUUAUUCAUUGUAUAAUACACCAGGAAGCACUUAGUGGCAAAGUCGUAAAAUUGUCAACAGCAAUGGAAACAGUAACCAAAAUAAUUAAUACAAUUAAAGGUGGACAGAAAUUUCUCAUGCAUAGAAAAUUUCAAUUAUUUCUUACUGAACAUAAGGCUAUUCAUACAAAUGUCCCUCUCCAUUGUCCAUCACGUUGGCUUAGUGCUACAAAAUGUUUAGAAAGGUUUUUUGCGAUAAGAAAAGAGAUCUUCCUUUUCUUGCAAGAAAUGAAUAACUCCAAAUUUCAGGAAUAUAUAUCUCUUUUAGAAGAUGUUACAUUUCUUUCUGAACUUGCUUUUAUUACAGACAUGACUAAUCAACUUAGGCUUCUCAAUUUAAAACUGCAAAGACAGAAUCAAAAUAUUUCCCAAUUAGUUAGUCAUGUCGAUUCUUUCCGAAGGAAAUUACAAUUAUUCAAAACUCAUUUAAAUAAUGACAUUUUUCAUUUUUUUCCUUCUUGCCAGAUUCUUCUCGAAGAAUACGGCAGUAGCUGUAAUUUUAAACAAUAUAUUUCUAUUGUAGAUUCUCUUAUAACAGAAUUUGAUACACGUUUUACUUGUUUUGAAAAACUUAGAACCGAAUUAAUUCUUUUCGAAAAUCCCCUUACAGCACCAAUCGAAGAACAGCAUCUUGACUUGCAAAAUGAAUUGUGUGAUCUACACAAUGAUAUUUCUCUUAAAACGGUUAAAGAAACCGGUGCUGAUUUUUAUAAAAUUUUAUCACACUCAUCAUACCCUAAGCUUCGUAAUUUCGGACUUCGAAUUUAUUCCAUGUUUGGAUCCACAUAUUUAUGUGAGACUUCAUUCUCAAAAAUGAAAUUCAUAAAAAAUGAAAAACGUUCUUCUCUAAGCGACAAUUCUUUACCGCGUCUUAUGCGGCUUGCUACGUUUAAUAUAGACAUUGAUGUUCCUUCUCUCGUAUCUAAAAAAUCUCGAAAGUCGUCUGAUCAAUAGGAAUAAUUUUUAUUUUAUUACUUUAUUUUGUUAUUUAUUAUUUAAAUAUUCUGUUUUAGUUAGGUAGUUAGUUAAUGGGUCGCUUUAGUCAUCAGUGGAUUAGGCCUACUGGGGAUACCACUUAAAGAAAACGCGUCAACAAUAGUACCUCACGGGUGACGUGGAAAACUAUUGGAAAUAUACGCGAGUCAUACGUUCCUGAGCCUCGAGCGGCUCGUAGGCUGCGCGCGGAA
Ooceraea biroi (clonal raider ant) is the source of this 2065-nucleotide messenger RNA. RefSeq names its product general transcription factor II-I repeat domain-containing protein 2B-like. The record is from RefSeq and is a predicted model, not a curated record. Lineage: Eukaryota; Metazoa; Arthropoda; Insecta; Hymenoptera; Formicidae.